Molecule: messenger RNA, 2143 nt
Organism: Oncorhynchus masou masou (cherry salmon)
Lineage: Eukaryota; Metazoa; Chordata; Actinopteri; Salmoniformes; Salmonidae
Gene: tmem42a
Product: transmembrane protein 42a
Exons: 3
Coding region: 136-597 (153 amino acids)
Source: RefSeq, a predicted model, not a curated record
AUCGUCAUCACCCUGCGCCCGCUGAAGGUCAUAUGAUCCCGGGUGAGUCUGAUUGGUUGAACCGAGUGAAGCAUUUUUAGACAAGGAAGUAGUCAAAUAUGUGACAGUACAGUCUAGUUUAGAUGCAAAAUAAACAUGAUUUCAGGUGCGUUUUAUGCAUUAUUAGCGGGCUUUCUUGGAGCCGUCGCUUCAUCGUCAGCCAAGCUAUCUCUGGGAUCAGAUUACCUCAAAGGGAUGUGUGAAACAGGGCUGAAAACCUGGUCUCAGGAUGGAGACUACAGGAUUAUACAGGAGGAAACAUCACCCUGCGAAUGGCUCCACAUCCCUCUGCGGUUGCUGUGUGGAGGACUGCUGUUCACCAGUAAUGCUGUGAUGUGGACCUUCUUCUCCAAGGCUCUGAGACACUCCUCCUCCUCGGCCCGGGCCACGGUCACCACCACCGCAUCCAACUUUGUAUCCUCUGCAUUCCUUGGGAAGCUGAUCUUUGGCGAGAUCCACGCAGCACUGUGGUGGGUGGGCAUCUCUCUAACGCUCUCAGGUUUACUGGUGCUGCACGGAUCAACUUCUCAACCAGCAGAGGCCAACAAGGAAGAGUGAAGGACUGUCCACAUGUGGAAUAAGAAGUGUAAUAACAAUACCACUGUAUCGAUCACCCCACCUGACCGCCUCGCCGUUCCACCAACGCUUUCUGGCUCAAAUAAUCUGGAUUUCACGAGAACCAUGUUCUAUUACCACAAAGGGCUUUGAUGUUACUCCUGACUGUACAUGGAUUCUAACAUGUUACAUCCGACUGUACAUGGAUUCUAACAUGUUACAUCCGACUGUACAUGGAUUCUAACAUGUUACAUCCGACUGUACAUGGAUUCUAACAUGUUACUCCUGACUACAUGGAUUCUAACAUGUUACUCCUGACUACAUGGAUUCUAAUAUGUUACAUCUGACUGUACAUGGAUUCUAACAUGUUACAUCUGACUGUACAUGGAUUCUAACAUGUUACAUCCGACUGUACAUGGAUUCUAACAUGUUACAUCUGACUGUACAUGGAUUCUAACAUGUUACAUCCGACUGUACAUGGAUUCUAACAUGUUACAUCCGACUGUACAUGGAUUCUAACAUGUUACAUCCGACUGUACAUGGAUUCUAACAUGUUACUCCUGACUACAUGGAUUCUAACAUGUUACUCCUGACUACAUGGAUUCUAAUAUGUUACAUCUGACUGUACAUGGAUUCUAACAUGUUACUCCUGACUACAUGGAUUCUAAUAUGUUACAUCUGACUGUACAUGGAUUCUAACAUGUUACAUCUGACUGUACAUGGAUUCUAACAUGUUACAUCUGACUGUACAUGGAUUCUAACAUGUUACAUCUGACUGUACAUGGAUUCUAACAUGUUACAUCUGACUACAUGGAUUCUAACAUGUUACACCCGACUGUACAUGGAUUCUAACAUGUUACAUCCGAUUGUACAUGGAUUCUGACAUGUUACAUCCGACUGUACAUGGAUUCUGACAUGUUACUCCUGACUACAUGGAUUCUAACAUGUUACAUCCGACUGUACAUGGAUUCUAACAUGUUACAUCCGACUGUACAUGGAUUCUGACAUGUUACAUCCGACUGUACAUGGAUCUGACAUGUUACUCCUGACUACAUGGAUUCUAACAUGUUACAUCUGACUGUACAUGGAUUCUAACAUGUUACAUCUGACUACAUGGAUUCUAACAUGUUACAUCUGACUGUACAUGGAUUCUAACAUGUUACUCCUGACUACAUGGAUUCUAACAUGUUACAUCUGACUGUACAUGGAUUCUAACAUGUUACUCCUGACUACAUGGAUUCUAACAUGUUACAUCCGACUGUACAUGGAUUCUAACAUGUUACACCCGACUGUACAUGGAUUCUAAUAUGUUACAGCCAACAUGUUUCUAUUCUGUCUUACCGUCUCUGGGUAUUGAUAUGACCAAGGUCUGCACUCCACACAAACAUGAUCAGUCUUUUCUACACUCCACAUUAUUAUGCAAACAAAUCAUUUUUAAUAGUACCGUUGAGAUGUAUAUUUUAUUGACAAUAUUGUAAUGACCUGCAAGACUAAAUGGGUAUCAAUUUAUUGAAAUUAGAGUUUUGUAAAUAAACCUUUACAUGAAAUA